AUAAAAAGGGUAUAGAAAUUACACACACAAUUAAUAAAAAGCUUAUCUUAAAUUUGUCAUCUUCUGAUUAAAACUCCUCUCUCAUUUCUCUAUUAGCACAGAAAGAAAUACAUACAUACUGAUACUACUAUAAAUUCAACCCUCUCAAAAAAUUAUAUAAAAUCAACGUCAGUUUUUUAGUCAGAACGACAGAGAAUCCCACCUCCAAUAAAAUCCCGAAACCCAAAAUUCAAAAAAAAAAAAAACUCCGGCGAUUUUCUUCUUCGUCGAAAAAUGGUUUUACAGAGGAUUAACAGAAAACAGCAGCCAUUGCUCUGUUUUCUCUCUCUUAUACGUUAUUAUUCUCUCUCUUCAAAGAAAAAUGGCGGCAUCUCCUCCGCCGCUACUGGUGGUGUUUUUCUUCUACGUCGUAAUAAUAGCCACCGUUACCGUUAUUAUCGUCAUCGCCGUCUUUUUUUACCUCUUUUGUUUGCUCUUCUCGUUGUUACUGUGCUUUUCUUCUCAUUUCUCUCUGUUCCUAUCUCCGACCGACUUCAUCAUCAUCACGCUGAAGGAUUAAUUGACGUGCAUAAGAAGAGUGGUGCUGUAAGCGUGAGGCGUGAUCUUUGGAGCACGAAUUCAUCAGGAAUUUACUACGGUUGCAGCAAUGCCAGCAGAAAAUUUCUCUCGGCGGAUGAAAAAACUCAACCUCAUCGUUACUUAUUAAUUUCGACAAGUGGAGGAUUAAACCAACAAAGAACAGGGAUUACAGAUGCUGUUGUUGCGGCCUAUAUUUUAAAUGCAACUCUUAUUGUUCCCAUUUUGGACCAGAAAUCUUACUGGAAGGAUGCGAGUGACUUUGGCGAUAUUUUUGAUGUUGAUUGGUUUAUAUCAUUUCUAUCAAAAGAUGUCAAAAUUAUAAAGCAGCUUCCAAUGGUAGGAGGAAAAGUUCUUACCCCAGCUCGAACUCGAGUUCCAAGGAAAUCCAAUCCCAAGUACUACCUAAAACGGAUCUUACCCCUUCUAAAUAAGAAGCAUGCUGUGCAGCUGACAAAGUUUGAUUACAGGCUAUCAAAUAACUUGAACACUGAUCUACAAAAACUAAGAUGUAGGGCUAAUUACCAUGCCUUAAGAUUUACGGAUCCAAUUGUUGAAAUGGGAAGAAAGUUAGUUGAGAGAAUGAGAAUGAGAAGCGAACAUUUUAUUGCCCUACACUUGAGGUUUGAGCCUGAUAUGCUUGCAUUCUCAGGGUGUGAUUAUGGAGGAGGAGAGAAAGAAAGGAAAGAACUUGGUGCUAUACGAAAACGGUGGAAAACUUUACAUAAAAGUAACCCUGACAAGCAGAGGAGGCAGGGAAAAUGCCCACUCACCCCAGAGGAAGUUGGUCUUAUGCUGAGAGCACUUGGCUACAACAGUGACGUGCAUAUAUAUGUGGCAUCCGGAGAGGUUUAUGGUGGAGAAGAGACGUUAGCGUCUCUUAGGGCACUAUUCCCGAAUUUCCAUUCAAAAGACACACUAGCAAGUCAAGAGGAGCUGGCUCCAUUUGCACCAUUUUCAGCUCGGAUGGCUGCUUUGGAUUUCAUCGUUUGCGAUGAGAGUGAUGUUUUUGUCACCAACAACAACGGUAAUAUGGCCAGAAUUUUAGCAGGAAGAAGGAGAUACUACGGGCACAAGCCUACUAUUCGGCCUAAUGCUAAAAAACUUAAUCACCUGUUCUCGAACCAAAACAACAUGACAUGGGAAGGUUUUGCUUCCGAAGUUAGAAUUCAUCAGGUUGGCUUCAUGGGUGAUCCAAAUGAGGUAAAGCCAGGGAGGGGUGAGUUCCAUGAAAAUCCUUCAUCUUGCAUAUGUCAAAGCUCAUUUCCCAACAAUCAAGGCUCUGACCUUCAGGAUGAGUCAGCUGUCACGUUUCAGAAAGGGAAAGAAUUUAGCACAAUAGGUUCUGAUACAGGUGAAAUAAAUGAUUAUGAUCAGAAUUUUGAGGAUGAACAAGAAUUGGCUGAUCCAGAAGACGUAGAUACUGAAAAUACUACCGUCCCUGGGAAAGAACUGACUCGGGGCAUUAAUAACGAUCCCCGUAUAAUUCUGACAUCUGAUCAGCCAGAACUAGACGAGUUCCUGUCAGAUUAAAGGGCUUAAAACCAUAUUUUCUGUUCUAAGCAGCUUCUCAGUUCUCUGAUCAUCUGACCCUAUUCUUUGACUUCUUGCAUUUGGGUUUCCCCGUGCUAAUAAGCGUACAUUGUACUCCUCUUGCAUUGAUUUGAGCAGAAGGCAGCAGUGGCGCGCCAAUACAGCUUGUACAUAAUGGCGUUUUCUGGCCAGCACAGAAGAAAGUGUAGAGUUUCUGUAAAUGACAAUGUUUGAGCAUUGAGCCUCAGGAUAAGCUUUGUAUAUUAGAGGCAGCUGAAAUUAUGGAGUUAAAAAAAAUCACAUCAGGAUAUAUAGGUUUCUUUUUUACACCAAUUUUUGCUACUAUCUCGAUCACCUUUUAAAGAGGUUGAUAUAUAUACUUUUCUCAAUGUAGCAUUUGAUACAUAAAAGACGAGCAACGGAAAAUUAUAGGACUUG
Messenger RNA from Beta vulgaris subsp. vulgaris (sugar beet), 2547 nucleotides. RefSeq lists its product as hypothetical. NCBI's taxonomy places the organism in Eukaryota, Viridiplantae, Streptophyta, Magnoliopsida, Caryophyllales, Amaranthaceae. The coding region runs from base 274 to 2109 and encodes 611 amino acids. The transcript has 10 exons. The record is from RefSeq and is a predicted model, not a curated record.